CCGACUUGUCUUUUUCACAGUUUUCGCACUAACAUCUAAAUUGUGAGGUGUUGUGUGGAACGUAACUUGUAAAGCUAAGGGGAGUACACGCGGAUUGUCGACGUUUGCGACCUGAUGGUCUUGAAGAGAGAUGGAGAAGGACAAGAGAGAUCUCAUGGGUGUAUUAUUGUAAAUUAUUUCUAAUAAGCACUUUUCCAACUUAUUAGUUAUUUAUAGGUUCCUCCACUUGGUAGAAAUCUAUUACCGCCAUCAGGUAGAAAAUCAAAAUGCACGCGGCAAUAUUAGUUUAUUCCAUCAUUGGGCACUUGUCAUACUUUGCUGUAAAAGCGGAGCAGGUCAUAUUCCUUGCCUCGAACGGCGCAACCCGAGGAAAUGCAAAGAGCUUGGGACGAUUCCACAAACACGUAGAUACAUAUUUGGACGUCUCGGCAAAGUUAACUCACUUGGUUGAAAGACAGGGUGGUUGUGUUCUAGCAUGCUUACGAAAUUCUUCAUGUUUUUCAUUGAACAUGGCCAAACGACCAGAUAGCAGUUCAAAGUAUUUAUGUGAGGUUCUAGGAACCGACAUCUAUAACUCAUCGAGUAAAAUACAGAACAACAACAACUGGAUUCACUACAGCAUUGAUACCCAGUGCUUUGACAAACCUUGCCUGAAUGGAGGCACCUGCCAACCGCUUUACCAAGACAGUAAUUACACAUGCACGUGCACCCCUGAAUACACAGGAAGGCAUUGCGAUGUUUGUAUUUUUUCGUUGGGUAUGGACAACAAAAGAAGAAUCGCUGACUCACAGAUCACAGCAUCAUCCGUUGCAACCUCCUAUUGGUCUCCUGUCUACGGGCGUCUUUACCAACUAAACAUCGGAAACACUGCGUUUGGUGGAUGGGGUCCAAGCACAUCUCAAGUCGGCGAAUAUCUACAGGUUGAUUUGCUGAGUGUCAUGAAGAUCAACAAAGUGGCGACCCAGGGGCAACCUACUAAAAAUAUCAAUGGUCAAGAACCCGAACCCAGCAUGAAUAACUGGGUGACCCGCUACGGACUCAGCUACGCCUCGGAUGGAGUCACCUGGACAACCUACCCACACGAAUUCACUGGUAAUUCUGACCGUGACACGGUAGUGUCGCACGUUCUUCCGGUCACCAUUCAGGCCAGGUACAUCCGGUUUUUGCCAAAGAACUGGCAUGGUCAAAUCGCCCUGAGAGCUGAACUGUUUGGGUGCGAUACAGUUUGCCUUACACCUUUGGGAAUGCAAAGCAAAGGGAUCGCCAACGCGCAGAUCACAGCAUCAUCCUUUGCACCAGUCUUCUCGGCUCCUAUUUACGGGCGUCUACACCAACUAAACAUCCCCAGCGUCGCAUAUGGUGCAUGGAUUCCAAGCACAUCUCAAGUCGGCGAAUACCUGCAGGUUGAUUUGCUGAGUGUCAUGAAGAUCAACAAAGUGGCGACCCAGGGGCAACCUACUAAAAAUAUCAAUGGUGAGCUAACUGAACCCAGCAUGAAUAACUGGGUGACCCGCUACGGACUCAGCUACGCCUCGGAUGGAGUCACCUGGGCAACCUACCCACACGUAUUCACUGGUAAUUCUGACCGUGACACGGUGGUAUCGAACGUUCUUCCGGUCACCAUACAGGCCAGGUACAUCCGGUUUUUGCCGCAGAACUGGCAUGGUCAAAUCGCCCUUAGAGUUGAGCUGUUUGGGUGUUUUAUCCAUGAAUAGUUUAAUUUCAUAAGUAUCCGGGGAUAACAUAACUAAAAAUUACUGACCCUUUUUAAAAUGCUAAUCUCGCACUUUAUAGGCGCCACCGUUCUUAUGCUAUCAUUUCGUUGCACGAACGCCAUUACCUGAUCACUGUAGUUUAAGUUGAGUUUCAAGAUUAAGGAUGAAUAUGUAUAAAUUGUACGAUUGCUUGACGUUAACAACGACUUUUUUUGGCAUGGGCACGUAAGAAUGUGUAGUUCCAUAAAACAUCCCAUACCCCCCCCCCUUUUGAGGGGGUCGGAAGUAUGAGCACCCACCCCCCGGAAUUUCCCAUCCCCUCAAUGGGGGGUAUGGGUAUUUUCUGGAACUACACAAUAUUGAGAAUGUAACUAAAAAUUUAUCAAUCUACCAAAUGCUAAAAUUACAAUGGCUUACCCAAAAACAGUCACUUUGCCGGGAUGACAAAAUGGCGACUGACUCUCUUCCCCUAGUAAAUAAAUAAGCCAAUCAGAGCGCGCCCCACUAGAAUAAAGUAUAAAAUGUAACUAAAAAGUUCUCGUAGCCUCUAAUGAACCUUAUAAGAUUAGGCUCUCAGUAUAUAUAUUCUACCAAAUGCUAAUAAGUAUUUGAUAUAAAUUAAAUUAAAUUAAUUGUAUAAAAUUAUUUAACUAUUUCUAGUAGUUUGCUUUCUAAAUAUGGUCAGUUGACAAAUUUUUCACCCAUGUAUCUUCAAUGUAACGAAUGGAGGCUGACUUGAUUAGCAGCGACUUUUUUUGCAUGCGCGAAAAAAAUAGACAGUAGAUAAAAAAGCAAUAAAAUUAUAUUCAUUCUC
Nematostella vectensis (starlet sea anemone) is the source of this 2529-nucleotide messenger RNA. RefSeq names its product lactadherin. The coding region runs from base 267 to 1715 and encodes 482 amino acids. The record is from RefSeq and is a predicted model, not a curated record. NCBI's taxonomy places the organism in Eukaryota, Metazoa, Cnidaria, Anthozoa, Actiniaria, Edwardsiidae. The transcript is spliced from 6 exons.